AUGGAGUCCAUUGUCGCGGCCUACGGGUCGUCGUCCGAGUCAUCGAACGCUACAUCAGCCAGUGAAGCAGAAUGCGCUGCCGGAGAGAACGAGUCUACUGCUCGUGACGACGCACAUGUUGGGGCAAAGCGGAAGCGCUCUGGUGGACUGCACUGGAAGCGGGCGUUCCCACACGUGGAUGGCAAUUGGCCAAGCCACGUCCGGAUCGACGUCUCCGUCAACCAGGAGCUACGUCAACUGGCCAUGCACGCCAUCAAACGGGCCCAAGAACUCGUUGGUGAUGAUGCGAUCGCAGUGGUGCCGGUUGACGAGCUCAAGCUGCAAGAGGGUCCAGCGUCGGACGCACACAGUGCACUACAUGUGAGUCUCUCGCGACCGUUUGUCCUCACUUACGACCAGAUCCGUGAUUUCGUCGACUCGCUUCGCGCAGCACUCAAGUGGCGACAACGCUUCUGCAUCACUUUGCGUCGCAGUCUCGUGCUACUGAACGAUGACAAGACACGGUCGUUCCUAGCACUCCGUGUUGUUGAAGGAAGUGGCGAAGUCGUGCAGUUGCUGCGCUGCGUGGACCAGUGCCUCGCACGCUUUGGCCAGCCUGUUUACUAUCAGGACCCCAUUCCGCAUGUCAGCAUCGCGUCUUCGGUGGGUGAAAAGCUUGCGCAACUAACACCGGAGCAAUGCAAUAGCCUUCUCGCCUGCCCAACGGCAACACAGCAGAUGACGAAAUCACACUCCUUGACGACAAGCGUAGCUGCAGUCCACGUUGCUGUAGGCAACAAACACUACGACAUCCCACUUCGCUAA
Molecule: messenger RNA, 804 nt
Organism: Hyaloperonospora brassicae
Lineage: Eukaryota; Oomycota; Peronosporomycetes; Peronosporales; Peronosporaceae
Source: the annotation of a GenBank genome assembly